AUGGCCUCUCCGGAGAAGAUGCGCCCUGGGCCGGCCGCGCUGCUCUGCUGCCUCUGCUCCCUGCUGCUCUCCGCCCACGCCAAGGGACCAGCCCCGGGCACCGCCCCUGCGCCCACUGAGCCCCCCGGUGCCAUCACGCUGCCCGUGAGCUACCGCUUGUCCAACACCCGCUUGGCCUUCUUCCUCAAGGAGCUGGGAGCCAGCCCGGUGGGCAACGGCAGCGCCCCGCUGCAGCGCGCCGAGCCCUUCGUCGUCUUCCAGACCAAGGAGCUGCCCGUGCUCAACGUCACCCUGGGGCCCUUCAGCACGGGGCUGGUGCUGCCCAAGGAGCAGCUGCAGCCCUCCAGCACCCUGGAGGUGCCCGACCGCCUGACGGUGAACUGGAAGGUGCGCGCCUUCAUCGUCCAGCCGCGGCUGGUGGCCAGCCAGCCCGUGGUCCAAGUGCUCUUCUAUGUGGCCGGCCGGGACUGGGACGACUUCGACGUGGCCGACAGGCUGCCCUGCGUGCGGCUCCACGCUUUCCGCGACGCCCGGGAGGUCAGGAGCUCCUGCCGCCUGCGGGGCGCCCUGGCCAUGUGCCUGGUGCAAGCCGAGCUGCCCCGCGCCUGGUUCGGGCCCCCGGUGGCGGCGCCGCCGCCGGGCAGGCGGAAGGGCCAGGAGAGCCUGGAGGCGCCGGGAGAAAGCCAGCAAGCGGAGCUCUACUACACCCUGCACGCUCCCGACGGGGCCGGCCAGUGCCUGGGGGAGGUGGUGGCCCGGCGGGGGCCGGGGGCGGCCAGGACGGAGGGUCCCACGCAGCACCCGCUGCUGCGCAUCGGCAGCGUCAGCCUCCUGCAGCCGCCCCCCGGGCAGCCCAUGCAGGAGCACCGCCUGGACGGCAACGUCUUCAUCCGCCUGCCCGAUAAGCCCCUCAAGCCCGGGGAGGUGCUGAGCAUCCUCCUCUACCUGAUGUCCAACUCCACCGUGGAGCACUUCACCCUCAGGGUGAAGGCCAAGAAGGGUGUCAACCUGCUCAGCACCAAGUCGAGGAGUGGGCAGUGGCUGGUGAGCUCGGAGCUGCUGACGGGCGGCAAGCAUUCCACUGCCACCAUCGAUGUGGCCAGGGUGGAUGGUGCUGGGCCCAGGGAUGAGGACUUCUCCUCUGAGAUCAUGCAGCUGGAUUUUGAGAUGGAAAACUUCACCAGCCAGUCUGUGACACGCCGUAUCAUGUGGCACAUUGACUACCGGGGCCGCAACCCCCCGCCCGACCUGGAGAAGGUGGUGACAGAGCUGACAGUCAUCCAGAGGGACAUCAGGGCCAUCGUGCCCCUGGCCAUGGACACAGAAAUCAUCAACACAGCCAUCCUGACAGGGCGGACGGUGGCCAUUCCCGUGAAGGUCAUCGCCAUUGAGCUGAGCGGCGGCGUGGUGGAUGUCUCAACUAUGGUUGAGUGCAAGUCCAACAAUGAAGACAUCAUCAAGGUCUCCAGCAGCUGUGACUAUGUCUUCGUCAGUGGGAAGGAGUCGCAGGGCUCCAUGAGUGCCAGAGUCACCUUCACCUACGAGCACCUCUCUGCCCCCCUGGAGAUGACAGUCUGGGUGCCCAAGCUGCCACUGCACAUCGAGCUCUCAGAUGCCCGCUUGAGCCAAGUGAAGGGCUGGAGGGUGCCCAUCCUGCCGGACAGGAGGUCGGUGCGGGACAGUGAGCAUGAGGAGGACGAAGAGGAGCGGAAGCAGAACCGGGGCUGUGCCCUGCAGUACCAGCAUGCCACCCUGCAGGUCUUCACCCAGUUCCACACCACGGCAGCAGAGGGCACAGGGCAGGUGGUCACCAUGCUGGGGCCUGACUGGCUGGUGGAGGUCACUGACCUGGUCAGCGACUUCAUGCGCGUGGACGACCCGCGGGUGGCACACCUGGUGGACAGCUUCACGCUGGCAGGGAGGGAGCCGGGCACCACCCUCUUCAAGGUCGUGUCCCCCCUCGUGGAGGCGGUGCUGGGGGAGACGCUGGUGACAGUGGCAGAGGAGAAGGUCAGCAUCACAGACCUGAAGGCUCAGGUGGUCUCCAGCCUCUCCCUGUCCCUCCACCCCAGCCCUGGCAAUAGCCACACCAUCAUUGCCCGGACAUCUGUGCAGCAGACCCUCAGCUUCUUCAAGCAGGAAGCGAUCCUGAGCCUGUGGAUUUCCUACAGCGAUGGCACCACCGCUCCCCUCUCCCUCUACGACCCCAAGGACUACAACCUGGUGGUGAGCAGCCUGGACGAGAAGGUGGUGUCGGUGACCCAGGACCGGGCCUUCCCCUUGGUGGUGGCGGAGAGCGAGGGCGUGGGGGAGCUGCUGCGGGCGGAGCUGAUCAUCUGUGAGAGCUGCCAGAAGACCAAGCGCAAGAGUGUGCUCUUCACGGCCUUGGCCAGCGUCAGGGUCCACUUUGGCUCCGAGGAGGACCCCACCUAUGACUAUGACCACGUGCCCAGCAAGCCAGGGCUGGCGGAGGCCGGGGCGAGCACCACCCUGCGGGCAGAGGUGGAGAGGAAAGCGGAGCCGAGCGAGGGGGGUGGGAUUCCCGGCGCCUCCCACCCCACCCAGGACUUCCCCACCAUCCCCACCGGCUUUGUGCAGGUGACCAGGGGGCUGACGGACCUGGAGAUCGGGAUGUACGCCCUGCUGGGCGUCUUCUGCCUGGCCAUCUUGGUCUUCCUCAUCAACUGCAUCGUCUUUGUGCUGAAGUACCGGCACAAGCGCAUCCCGCCCGAGGGUCAGACCAACAUGGACCAUUCCCACCACUGGGUCUUCCUGGGCAACGGGCAGCCCUUGCGGGCUCACAAUGACCUCUCCCCCCAGCCCGAGAGCCCCGGGAACCCCCUGGAGAACGUCCAGACCUGCUGCCACGGGGACCACCACAGCAGCGGGAGCUCGCAGACCAGCGUGCAGAGCCAGGUGCAUGGCCGCGGGGACGGCUCCUCGGGGGGCUCCACGCGGGACCAGAGCGAGGACCCCCUCAACUCGCCCACCUCCAAACGGAAGCGGGUGAAGUUCACCACCUUCGCCACCCUGCCCUCCGACGAGCUGGCCUACAACUCCAUCCCCAUCGCCGACGAGGAGGACCUGGAGUGGGUCUGCCAGGACAUGGGGCUGCAGGACCCCGAGGAGCUUCACAACUACAUCUGCAGGAUCAAGGAGAUCGCUUAG
This is a messenger RNA of Indicator indicator, 3168 nucleotides long. It is a transcript of the gene TMEM132E, whose product is annotated as transmembrane protein 132E. The coding region runs from base 1 to 3168 and encodes 1055 amino acids. The record is from RefSeq and is a predicted model, not a curated record. NCBI's taxonomy places the organism in Eukaryota, Metazoa, Chordata, Aves, Piciformes, Indicatoridae. The transcript is spliced from 9 exons.